Stylonychia lemnae is the source of this 2073-nucleotide messenger RNA. NCBI's taxonomy places the organism in Eukaryota, Ciliophora, Spirotrichea, Sporadotrichida, Oxytrichidae. The record is from the annotation of a GenBank genome assembly.
AUGGCAAGACCAAACGAUUUGUUUAAAAUUCAGCAGCAAAUCAAGGAGAACUCAAUGGGUAUCCAGGAUUAUAUGCAAGAAUUAAACUCUUGGACUUCUGAAAUCAAGGUAAAAGAAAAGAAAAUAGUCACAGGCAGCUCAUAAACAGCAGUCAAAGAUACUAAAAAUAAAGCAAAAUCAAAUUUACCGCCAAUCAGAAAUAGAGUUGAUAUAAGUGACGCUGUUAAAGAGGGGAAAAUAUAGUAGAACAAUAAAAAAGAUAUAUUUACUGAAAAUGAGGCUAAGGCAAAUACCAAGAAUGAAAAUAAUGAAGAGAAAAAGAAGCUCAAGAGAGAUGUGACUCCAAUGCCAGAUUACUACAAGAAUUGGGACAAAUUCAAUGUGGAUGAUGCCUUAAAUUCUGAUAAUGAGGAAGAUGUUGAAAAGGAUAAAAAGUAAUAGCUUGAGGAUUACCUAAAAAAGCAGCAAUAACCUAAAACAUAAGAAGAGAUGCUAAAAUUGACAUCAGGAGCUCGACCAAAUACUAAGAUGGUGGUUAGAGGAGGCACUGUAAAACAUGUAGCAGAAGCUGAAAUUCUAAAGCAGUAGGGUAACUCUUACUUUGUGUCACUGGACUUCGCUAAUGCUAUUGACUGUUAUUCAAGAUGUUUAAAUAAAAUCCCUGAGAAUGACAAUGAAAUGAAAAAAAUCGUCCUCUCAAACAGAGCCUAAAGCUACUUAAAGAUGAAUAAGCACAAGGAGGCAGAGUUUGAUGCUAAUGAAGCUUUAAAAAUAGAUCCUUAGCAUCUAAAGAGCUUAUAGAGAAGAGGAACAGCUAGAUACUAUAUAGGGAAACUGAGAGAUUCUCAAAGAGAUCUAAUGAAAUCACUUCAAUUAGAAUCUAAUUCAAUUGUUGCUGGAUAUCUCAAAAAAGUCAAUGAAAAGCUAGAGAAGAUAAAAUUUGAGGCCUAUGAGAAAAUGAAGCGUAAGUGUAUCUUCAUGAACAUGGAAGAAGAGUAAUAGGAAGGUAGGCUAAUUAAAGUUAAUGUUGUUGAGAUUAAUAAGGAUGAACAAUCGUAAACUGAUAAAGCUCCAGCAGCUGCAGCUUCUUAAUAAACUUUAUAAAAUGGCAAUGACGAAGCAAAUAAUGAAAGCAAUUAAUCUCUUUAGAAUAAAAGUAAUACGAAAGUUUAGACUGAAGAUGCAAAGAAAAAAAAGAAAAACAAAAGAAAGAAGAAGUCAGUUGCUGAUUUUAUGGAGAAUGAAGAAGAAUCCAAGGCAUACGAAGAAGAAUUAAGUCAAUUACUACCAGUUGAAACAAAAAAAGGGCCUUAAUCUAUCAUUAAAUAGCAAGAGCCAACAACUUAAGCUAGUACUUAAAGCAUUGCAUAAAAGCCAGAAAAAAAGAAGAAAUCAGUCGGAUUCAAUAUGGAAUAGAACACUGUCAAAGAAUUUGAGAAGAACUCAAAGAUUUAAGAGACGAUCAAUGAUCAAGAUAAUGAUCGAAGCAAAUAGUAGCAAAAUAUAGAUGAUUAAAUUGAAAGAGACUUAGCUAAAAAGAAAACUGCUCCUGUGAAGCAUAUUAUAGAUGUUAAAAAAAUUGAAAGUUUGAAUAGAUCAGAGGCAGUUGAAAAAGCCCUUAAAGAUAACUUAGAGAUUCCUACAACUGCUUCGCAGUUUGAGAGAGACUAUAAAUCUCUCUAGAAAAAUAAUAAUCUGGAAGCUAAGUUGGGAUAUCUUUCUCGCAUUGAUCAUCAAAACUUAAAGAAAAUAUUCAGAAGUAACUUGGAAACUGAUAUUUUGAUUGACAUUGUUAAGACAUUUAACUCUCAGCAAGAUUAUGUUAGGUAAAAAUUUGAAAUUUAUAUAAUCUUUUACUUUAGUAACUCAAGUGAGAAUGUAUUCAAUUUUAUGAAUGGACUAAGUUAAAGUGAUGCUUUUGAAAUGGCUGUUGAGUUCCUCAUGGAUGGAGAAAAGAAAAGUAAUUAUAAAUAUUAUCAUAUCAUAUUAGUUAUCAAUGAGUUAUUCACAUCAUUAGAAAAGAAUGUAGAGGCAAGUAAAGUAGCUAAUCUCAAGAAAAAAUUCAAAUCAUGA